AUGGGGAUAGCAUCAGUUAUCAACUUCAUAAAACAACAAAAGCUUCAGUUGAGGUAUGUGACAACGAUGUAAACUUAGUAGCUCUAGAGUGGAAAACGGUGGGUAAAAGACCUCGAGGACGACCCAGGAAAAGAUAGCUGUAUAUUGUGGAGGAGAACCUUAACAGGAUCAGAGUACAAGAUUGAGAGAACUAGUUCAGAAUCGAGAAAAAUGGAGGGAGAUCGGCCAAAAUUCGUAGGGAGUAUUAAAUGCCAGUAAAGAUGAAGACUAAUUUAUUUAAAUAAUUUUUGCGAGAAAAUAAUCAUUUUUAGAGUAAUUUUAGAUUCUGAGUGACGGGAAGAAGCUUAUGGUUUUUUAGAGAUAUUAAUUUUUCUUUUCUGUUGACAACUUUUCUACCAGAAAACCUAAUUCGAUUUUUACGUGUAGCAACUUUUCCGAAAGGAAUUCGGUGCUGGGAAGUACCUUAAAAUAAUCAUUUUUCGAUUUUCUCAUUAAAUGCGUAAAACUAUAAAAAAAAAAACGGGAAAAUGUACGAAAUAUAAUUGUAAAUAUUACGAUUUUUUUUUCUAUUGUAAAAUUUUUUUACCAGCAAUUUUGUUUCAACUUUGCAAGUGUUAGUAAAUUUUCUAUAAGUAAACUUUAUUGGGGAGGUACUUUAGAGAGGUCGUUUAUCGAUUUUCUCCGGAGUUUUCUCAGCAAAUGUGAAAAAUUGGGAAAAACUUAGAAAACCGGGAAAAACGUAUGAAAACCGGGAAAAUCGGUAAAACAUUUAACAAAUAUUAUUAAAGAAAAUAUAUAGAGCCUACUUAAUUAUUUUAUUAUUAUAUUAUGGCAUAAAUAUUGUUGAUAAAGCAUCACUAUCAACUGAACUUCGCUCAGAAUUGUUUUUUCGUAGGUAAUGGUUUAUUGUUGCUUACAGGUGUACAUUAAAAUUAAAAUUACCCAUAAAUAGUGGCUUUACUCGUCCCCAUUAUCCUAGAACGUCUUUUUUAAUGAUUAAUUCAUUAGUAUAAUCAAAACUUACCUAUCAUGCUUUUUAGUUUAUUUAUGCAAUUUUUGUGUUAUUUUAUACGUUUGAUUGCACAUUUUAAGACAUUUUUUAGGUCAAAUUCUUGGCUUUAGUUCUCAGUUAUAAAACCCAAUAAAAUAGUUUUACGAAAAAUUAGACAAUCUAACCAGAGAACAGAGUUAUUAUUUCGGGUUGAGUGAAAAAUAAUUAUCUAAAAAUAUUUUAGGGUUAUAACUGUGUAAUGUGUAUAUACUAUUAUAAUAAACGUUUUAAAUUAAACCGUCGCGUUAACUUUAUAAAGAUCCCGAAACGAAUUAACACAUAAUCAUAAACACUGAUGUAUAUUGAUGGGUUCGUGCCAAGUAUUUUUAUAUUUCCACAAUACCGUAUUGGAAAAACGGUUUUAUUAAUGCAAUUAUCAAAUUAUUUUAAAAACCACAUAUGUUCAUUGAAUUGUAGAUAGUAAAAAGUAAACAUUUUGCUCCUUUUUGUUUUACAAUUUUUUCAAGUUCGACAUAGAUUUUUAAAAGAUUCGAGUAAAGCAGAAUGUACUAAUACCUAUAAUUUGGUGAACAAAGCAGAUGACGCAUCAUACUAUCAAUUUUGUUCCGAUUUACAAUGGUAGCACUUUUUUUGAAAGAAAAUUUGACAUGGGAAGGUACUUUAGGGAAAUCAUUAUUUGAUUUUCCAGAGUUUUCCCAGCUAAUUUGGAAAACCAGAAAAAAAUAUGGAAAAAACGCAAAUUCAGAAAAACGGGAAAAUCGGUACAAUAUUAAACAAAUAUUAUUAAAGAAAGUAUAUAAUGCUUAUUCAAUUAUUUUACCAUAAUAUGGCGUACCUAUACAUUGUUAACAAAGCAUCACUAUUAACUAAACUCCGCUCAGAAUCAUUUUUAGUAAACAAUGGUUUGUCGUUGAGAAAAGAUACAAAUUAAUUUCCCCUCUAUAUCCUACCAUCCUACCCAACGUGCGAAGUAUGUCCGUUUUUUGAAAUUUAUUUGUAUUAUAAAAUAUUUGGUUUUUUUUUAUGAUGAUUCCCCCCAUUAUUCAUUUCUAAAUACGCCUUUGAUAACGGUAUUAACAGUUAAUAUUUACAAAAUUAAUCGUAACAUAUAAUAUAUAAUAAAAUAAUAAAAUAAAAACAAAAUACGAACGGUUUGGAAUUCAAAAUUCAUCAUUAGGUAUAUCGCAGUCAAAAUGUAAAAUACCACCCUUAUCAUAAUAGUCCAGACGACGCAUUUAUUUAUUUAUUUAUUUUUUUAUUUUUGUACUUUUAUAUUUAUUUACGAGUAUUAACCAUUUCCCCUUUUAAUUUGUUUCCAAUUCAAGCAUAUUAAUAACAUUUGUAUGUUAGUGACUCAAUCAGGACAAAACGGCUGAAUGGAUUAGGAUGACAUUUGACACACAGAUAGAAUAUAUUCUGGAUUAACACAUAGGACACAUAUUCUCUCAAAAUUUAGUCUCUAUAAAGUGUGUUCAAGUAUAAUACUGAGUUAUUUGUAUUUUUGGAACGAAAAUCGAAAUAUUUUUGUUUAUUUAUGAUGGGUUAUUUUUUUAACGUGGAUGACAAAAAAAAACAAUUAUUACUAGUUAAUUUGGUUGUCAUGGGCAAAGAUGUACAUUUUAGAAAAAAUAGAAAAUAACCGGGAAACAACGGUUAACUGUGAUAGGUUUGGGUUGGAAACGGGAAACACGGAGAGACACGUUUUCAUAUAUUUUUUGUUCAAUAUUAUUAUGCACGAGCAAAGUCGUGCGGGAUAGCUAAUAUUAGUAUAAUUAUACUACCUACUGAAAUUAUUACAAUGCCGUAUAAUAUUGUGUUGUCGCAUGUUGUCUGGCAUAAUUGAAUAAAUUAAAAUAAAACAAAAACAAUAGAAAGAACUGAAAAAAACGUGCGGAAAAACUACCGCAGCAGCUGCAAUGACGACGAAAACGCGAUGAGGUUUCAUGAUUCACAUACGCACCACGGAUUUUACUUAUUUGUUGUAAUUUUUUUAGUUUUUCGUUGUUUUGUCGGUUGGUAUGAUAAUAAUAAUAUUAUGUUUUUUUCUCAGCCGAGCAGUCGUGGACAUCUUGAGUAUGUAAAUUGAUUAUUUAGAGGUAUAUUAUUGCGUGAAUGCCACGCGUGGUUUUCUUAGAAAGUAUACUACCAAAACGUAAAGUCUUGGCCCUACGUGUAAAAAAAAAAAAAAAAACAAUUUUUUAAUGGAUAAUUUCCCGCCCUUUUAGACCAGUAAGCAUUAGUAAGAUUAGUAAGCAGUGUGGCAGUGGUGUUUUGGCAAAACGUAACACGCGGUGAAAAUUAAUUGUAUUAUACUACUGCAUAUAUUUUGUUUACUCUUAUUUGAAUAUCCCGGUACAUCCGAAUUGCAUUUAUUGAUUAAUUGAUAUUUUGUCCAAAACGUGUCCAGGUUUUGUUCAUAAUUUGUCUAAGUUGCGUCCAAUGGUUUUCAACAGUAUACCCGAGUCACGAUCUCGAUAAUAAUUACAAAAUAUAUAAUAGUAUAUUAUAAUUUCCUAUCUAUCUUUACAGACCAAAGGCUGUACUCACUUAUGUAAAUGGCGUGGAAUAUUUAAUUAAUGUAUCAAAUUAUACUGAAAUUCAGAUUUACACGAGUUCUAAUUAUAUAUAACUAGCUCUGUUCCGCACAGCUUUGCCCUUGUCAGUUUUGUUUUGUUUUACCAUUGUUUUUUUUUUUUUGAUUAUUCCUCGUAGAAUGAAAACAAAUAGGUGGAAUGUGUUUUGUUGUGUCAUCAAGCUGUCCCUAGCUAUCCUCCGAAUUAACUUGAAUGGCCAUAAAUGCAGAAACAUUCUUUAUUUAUUACCAAAAAUAUAAUUACGGUGAGUUUUAUUGUUUUAUGAGAAAUGAUUGAUUCCCAUAGGCGCAACUGGGGGGGCUGCUACUCCCAAGUUUGAAAUUAACGCUCCCAAAAUAACGAAUACGUUUUUUCUUAUGGUAUCGUCUAAAUACCUUAAUACUUCAUAAUAAUAAAUACUUCAUAAUUAAUAAGCAGGACAAAUACAGAACCUACAGACAAUGCAUGUGUAUAUACAAAUAAAGUUGAAAAGGUUAUGAUACGUUUUUAUGUAUCAAAUUGAAAAUUAAAUGUGUAGUUGCUUAUUAUUAGUAUCACGUAAAGGGGAUUUCCCCUCCCAAAGUUGGUGGUCUAGUUGCGCCUAUGUUGAUUCCUCAUACAAACUAUCAUUAUCAUGCACUCACGGCGAUGGAGAUAGUUGCAAUGGUUACAUGCCAAGGGAGUGUGGAAAACCUUAUCAAACCUUACAACCUAACAACCUAAUAACCUUAUCAUUCGGGGAAUAUCAUAAUAUACGAAAAAUAAUAAUUGUUUCCGUUUUUGCAAUAUUUUUCGUUGAUGCUCCACUCCUAUUGGUUGAAGCGUGAUGUUAUAUAGCUUUCCUUGAUAAAUGGACUAUCCAACACAAAAAUCAUAUUAAUAGUAUAUAGAUUAUAUGCAAUAUGCAUUUAUGCCCAAUUAAAAUUUUAAAAUGUUUGUCGCCUAUUGUUGGAUCUAGGUCGAGCUAUCAGAGCCGCGGUCAUUGGGUUUUGCAAGAUAGACUAAGGCCAAGAGCGCAUCUUAGAAAAGGUCAUGGAAUCCAGAAAUUAUAUACGUAUAAUACCAAAUUCAAAUAUAAAAUUUUGAUGAAAAUUAAUAGACAUAUAUAGGGGCUACGAGAGCAGACAUUUUUGUGUGGCGAAAAGUGCCGAAAAAUCUUGUUAUGACUCUGAUACAUACUGCAACUAUUCACAGAUAAGGUAUUAAUACGAUUGGGUAUUAUUAUAAUUAUUACGGACGUAACUCGAAUCAAUUGCUGAAAAACCGUGGAUGCAAUUCGGAUGCAGCCGAAUACCCACACCAUUAUGCAGUAUGAUGGUUGUGCAGAAAAUGGUGCGUUACGUUGGUGGUGUUUUCUUUAAGGCACUCGAGAUGUUUAUUUUUGGACUUAUUUAUAAACAGUAAAUACUGUUAAUACUACUACUGCAAAUAAAUAGUACAUUAUGUUUGUUUACGAGGAAUUCUGCACAUAACAUUCCGCGGUUUUCUUACCACAAUACAUCGGCCUAAGUAAGGAUUCUUAUUAAAGCUACGAAAUACGAAUAACACUAAUGAUAACGGUAAGAAAUAAAAUAAAACAUAAACAUAUUGAUCCUCGAACUCGAUACUAUUCCAAGAAAGUGUCACUGGUAGUACCGUGUCUAUCAAAAUCAGGGCACCCGGUGGCAGAAAAAAGUACGGACGAGCAAAAAAAAGCUCAACUUGUUCGUUGGACGUUCACUCAUGCGUUUAUUGUAAACAUAUUCAAUUACAGUACUUUAAAAAUGUUUAAUGUUAUUUCUAUGAUCAUAGAGCUCAAUGCGUAAACAUUUCUCGUGUCCUAUUAGGCACGGCUCUGGUCACGAGCAGUGGUGGAUUCAGAGAGGGCGAUUGGGGUCCCCAUUCACUCUACAAUAUACUCUUAGUUUGAUUCGUCAUUGAAUUCAUCAUCAAUUUGUGCCUUAUAUGAAUUUUCAAAAUCACCCCUUCCCUGUUAUCAUUUUCUUGUCUUGGAUCUGCACGGGUGUAGAUAAAGCAGAAGAUAAAUGGAAAAACUAGGUCUAUCUGUUGGUCCAAAACCAUGUAGUGCUUCAAGAAAGUUACAGUUUUCUAAAUGUAAACUUAACAUCUUUUUGAUAAAAAACCACUACAAUGCAGUUUAGAUAAUUUAGAGAAAAACGAGAAGAUAUACUGAAACAGGUGUGCCAAUAUAUUUUAUGUAAGAAGUUGACAAGAUAGAGUAAUACAUAUUAUAGUCUAUGUAACGUUAUUUAAUUUACAUCUACGACAAUGACAUCUACUACAACUACUCGAUGAAUUAGCACAGACAAUUCUGAGUAAAGUUCAGUUACUCAUAUUUUGAAAUGAUGUGAUGAUUUUUAAGAUUUUCGUUAAAAUUUAAACUUAAAAACGCUUGUAAAAAAUCCGAUUAAAUUACAUUCGAAUUUGUUUGUUGACUUUUAAGAAGCUUAAGAAUACAUUAUAAUAAAACCUCGUGUUCAGUUUUUAAGUAUUUCUGCUCGGCCAAAACAAUUUUAUUUACAUAAAAUCAAAUAAACUAAACAAUUUGACAAAUUUCAAUUUGCUAAAUAAAUCAAACAUCACUAGAAUAUUUUUGAAAUUUUACCACGUUUAGAAAGAGCUAAUAUAAAUAUUCUGUGAAAAUUAUAGGCUCUGCUAUUAUUUUUAAUCGAAUUAAAGUUUAAAAAAAUUCGAAUAUAACGGAAAUGUAAAUACAUCAUAUACAAAAUACAAUAUAUAAAUACAUUAAAUACAAUAAGUAUAUGUAUUUUCCCAUUAUUCCAUAUGAAAAAUCAAAAAACUACCUUAUUUCCAAUGCAUCGCUGUACAGAAUUUGCUUUUAAAAAAGGUAUUACAUAUUACUUAUAUUAAGAUGAUAGGAGUAAGAUUUUUAAUAUAGAAAAUUUGUUCAGGAACCGAAAAAAAGGUUAUUUGCUUACCAUUACUUGCUAAGUUUAGAAUCUAAAAGGGAAACAAAUUAUUAUGAAUAAAAAAUUAUGUCUACGGUACAAGCACCUUAAUAUAAAAUAUAAAAUUGAAUUUAAUAUUUGUUAAGAAUUAUUAAGACAAAAGUAUAUAAUAUUAUGUGUUAAUAUAAUUAAUGUAUAAUAAAUAAUUAUAUGAGUAAAUAUCAACAAUUUUUAAAAAUCCACGGACGGGACUCUUAAUAUGAAAACAUGAUUAAAUAGGUAUACUGGUUUACGGUAUUAUUAAAAUUGUAUAGAACAGGUCUGAUUUUAUUUUAUUUAUUCUGUUUCCAUGUCCUUCACGUGAAAAAUGCUAUGCAAUUGAAAUACCGCUUAAUAUUUGAAAAGGUAUAUUUUGAAUUGAAUUACUUUUAUUAUGUAUAUUAUGUAACUAUGUAAUUAUGUACACACACGCAUAAGUGUUGAGUUAAUUUGGUUAAUUUCAAUUAAAAUUAGACAAAUAUAUGAGUGAAAACGUUCUGAAAAUAUUAUUAAAUCACAUCUUUGUCUAUUAUUUGCUUUACCUAAAUUGGUUUUGAAGCUUUUUUAUGCAAGGUAUAAAAAUUAAAACUUUCUAUUUAUGAUUAAAAAAAUUAUAAUUGAUAAAUUAUAAAUAAUCAUCAGUUUUGUCUGUCUAUUAGCCAAUCUCGCCAGAAUACGUACGUAAGUGUAUCUACAUAACCAAAAUUAAGGGGUUUUAAGCCCUCUCCACAACAUAUUUGAACUAUUUGCGCCUAUGAAUCAAUAAUAAUAUUUAAUACCUACAAUAAUAAUGGGUUACGUAUAGAUAGUUUAGAUAAUUAUCAUUUAGACUCUCUAUUUAUCGCAUUAUGAUAUUAUAUUGGAUAAUAUCUUUUGCUUUAGGUUUUUCAAUCUUCUGACUAGUUUAUAUUGCCCUCCUACAAAUCUCCUCCAUUCUUCCCUGUUUACUAUUUUCCUUUUAAUAUCAGCAUAUUCUACGUCCAGUUCUCCACAUGGUUGUGAUAUAAAAUUUGUUCUAGGUUAUUCUUUUCCUAUUUUCCCUGGUACAACACCUUCAAAGUUCAAUAAUUAUUUGCAUAGGACUAUCGUGUCUCAAAGUAUGUCAUAGCCAUUGUAAUUUUAUCGUGUGUAUCAAUGUCCUUAUGUACUGUACAAGAUAAUUAUGUUUCAACGUUUAUAUUCUCCUCGGACUUUGUGCAAUUUAUGCGGUAUUUACACCGAACUACGCGCCUUUUUUUGUGUACUGUAAGCUGCGGUGUACCCGUAUAUUGUAGUAUAACUCAUUUUUUGAUAUUUUUAGUGAUGCGAUAGGUAUAGCGAUGGUAAUAUUAUGCUAUUUAUACAUGUGCUCAAAACCGUAUACGUUUUGUUAAUAUGCCCGCGGUUAGGCACCUGCCUGCAUAUUAUAACAUAUCGCGCGAAACUUGGUCGGCGCACGACGCGCGUGGAACGGUAAGAAAAAAUCGGUCGGUUCCCGACGGCGCGUGCGAACGUGUUUAAUAAUAUUAUUAGGUAUAUACCGAUACCUACCAUACCUACCGCGGCAGUAGUCCAUAGAUACGCGACACGUUCGGGUGUCUGUGUGUGCUAUAUAUAUAUAUAUAUAUAUAUAUAUAUAUAUAUAUACACGGACAUAUAAAUAUAUAUAUAUAUACAUACAAAGAAAAAAAAAACAAUAUUAUAAUAAAUAUUACAUACGUUUUUUUGUUGUUAUUAUAGAUCGUUUUUUUUUUUUUUUUCUAAUCGCAUUCGCUCGCACCGGACGCUUAUUUUAUUUGAAGUCGCGGUUUCACUGCGCGUAAAAUCGCGGCCGUUUUCCCGCCCGUUUAUUUUUCUUUCCGAAAACACAAUAUACACGUCCCAAUAUCGUUAUCGUUAUCAUCAUUGCUACGGCAGUAAUAGUAAUUGUACAUACGUACGUACCUACGCGUGUAUAUUUAUAUAAUUUACGAUAUAGAUACGUGGGGUUUUUAUUACAUUGUUGCUCGUGAUCCCGUAUCUCCGCGCGCAUCCGAGAUUAUACAGGUACCUACUACACGUCCCGAUAGUAGACAAGUUCCCGACGGGAAUAAUCUCUGCGAGCAACAAGUGACGGACCUGUACCGACGACGACAGCAUCAUAUUCUCCGGGCGUUUCGUCGCAUGGUAGGUAAGUAGCUUUUAGCGUAGGCACAUAAUAUUACGAGUACAUGGGCCAGUAUCGAAAUUAAUUUAAUUCGUAAGUUCCAAAAAUCACAGUUUUUUAGAAAAUGGAAAAUCCGAAAAUGGGAUUUUCCCGUACAAUAAAGAAAUCCGAAAUUCAAUUUUCUUAUUUUAUACGUAAUUUAGAGACUAAGAUAUUGAAAACUGCCAUGAAAAGUUAACCUUCUGUUCUUUAUAGUCUAUGUCCGUAAUUUUGUAGAUUCCGAACACAGUGAUGAGGCGUGUAUUGGUUCUACUAAGAUUUGUUUGUUUUUUUUUCUUUUUUUUUUUUAAUGUAUUUUUUAUGAGCAAAUUUUCUAUACCAGAAAUCGCGUUCAAUGAAAAUACGACUAAAGAGUAAGAUUUGAUAAUGUUAUUCGAGUUUUCAUACUACGGACAUAUUUUGACAUAAACUGUUAUUUUCCGCGGUUUUUGACGGACUGAUUACGGAAUUGGAUUCACCUUCGAAAAUCCUGUAUGACCGGCGCAAGUGUCACUAACACGAUUUUCCCGUUUUCAGGAUAUGACAAUUUCGAUUCUAGCCCAUUGUUCGUACACUCGUGUAUAAUAAUAUUAUUAUCAUAGUAUAAUAUAUUAUUAUUGUAUUUAUUAUAUACUUUUUCCAAAUUAAAUCGUCCGAAAUCAAUUAGGUAUCUAUAUUCUAUAUCAUAAUUAUUAUAAUAUACGGCCAACGAAGGGCGCGCGAUGGCAUGCGGAAUAACAAGUUUUUUCGUUUUUUUCCAUUUUUUUUUUUUUUUAUUCCACUCCCGAUUAAAUUUUACGACGUGUGCCGCGCGCGCCGGAUACUUGCUGGCUGCUGUUGCCCCGGAGUUAAUACUGCAAAUUUAUUAUUAUUAGUAUUUUUUUUUCCCAAACCGGUAGAAAAAUCAAAGCGCCCGUCCGGACACGACACCACGUUUUUAACUUCCAUCACCGUACACUUUCCGUUCCGACUUGUCGUCGGCCGGCACCGUUUAUUGUAUAAAAUUAUACCGCGAUCACGAGUAUACUGUACGUGUAUAUUUAGCAUAAUAUUUAAAUAAUGAACACCUGCAGUUAUUACACGAAUCGUAUGUAUACAUAUAGGGGGAAAAAAUGGGCCGAGAGUCCAUCCGCAUUCGGAUGCAUUUUGUCCGAAAAAUAUAAUGAUAAUUAUUAUUUUCAAACCAAACCACUCCCGAUGGAAUAAUAUUAUUGUAUUAUAUUAUAUUAGGUAAAAUAUUUGUACGAAAAUACGUUAAAUGUGUCGAACGAAUCGUAUUCAUAGAGUCUUAUGCCGGGUGGCGUGAAAACAGUUCUGAAAAAUUAAUGGUUUGAAAAUAAAAAAUCUUGACAAAAUAAGUUAUUGAACAGAUUGCGUUUCAUGUACGACUCGUAUUUCAUUCUUUGCACAGUUUGUUUUAAAUAGUAAAAUUUAAACGAUCGUAAGUCUUCAUGGGGAUUUUAACUAUUUCUAAACGCUUUGAUCUUGGCGAUUAGUCAACUUUCGAAAAAUCAUCAUAUUAUUACGUUCAUCUGAUGAAUAUGAGAGUGAUGAAACUGAUAUUUUAUAGUUUUUAUAUCAUUGCACGAGGAAAUUAAACUACGUUUUUAUUUAAUAAAAUAAAAUAUGAGGCCAUAAGGAGAAUGUUCAUAAAUAUUCCGUGGUUAAACAGCUCUGCAAAUUGCACGUACAGAUCGUGAAAUCAUUUCAAUAACUCUAUUCAUUUUACAGAACGGUUUUUAAUUUUAAUUUUACCAAAAUUCUAUGCAACCCUUUAGGUAUCCUUUUACAGUUGUAGAUAUUAUUAUACUAUCGUAUAGUCUGAGAUUUUAACGGAUUGAACGGGUUUAUUUACCAUGUCAUAUCGUGCGCUUUUUUUCACCUCCAGACGUUGUGAACGAGUUUUUGACGGGUAAAAUGACUCCGGUCGUAAGUUUCACAUUAAAGAAAUAUUCUCAUUAUACCCGUGGAAAUUUGUAAAAAUUAUUUUUUUUUAAUUACAGGACGCUCAUCGUGCAUAUAUUUUGUUGUUUUUGUCCCCAUUUUACAAAUACACGUGACAUAGCGAAUUUUCCUCUGGCAGAACCGUCAAUUUUUUUUCUGUUAAUUUCAAUAUUAUAAGAGUGAAUUAUAAAACUUAAAGGUAAGAACAUAAUGAUGUUCUUGUUGAUUAUUUGUGUUUGUACGCUGGUUUUUUUCAUAUUUUAAUUUUUAAACGAUACGUGUAUAUAAUAUGUACACAAAUAUAAUUGUGAUACUUCACACACUUUUUAAAUUAAAAUAACAAAAAAAAAAAAAAAAAAAAAAAACCUGUACACAAACACAGGCAAUAUUAACAUUAUUCUUUCCUUCGAAUUUAAUAAUAUAUAGGUCAAUUCAUUUAAAAAAUUAAAAAUAACAGUACAAAACUGAGUGUUUUGCUGAAUGCAUAUUUACUUUGACGUGCGCAUGUAGUAAGACGGAGCAACAAAUAUAUAAUGGUGUUUAUUAAGUGUCCUCUUAAAAAUGAAUAAGUACUGAAUUAUUUUCAAUUUGAAAUUCAUAUAGCUCGCAUUUGUAGUUGCGUUAUUUUUCGUGUAAAUGUAAAUUUCGCGAAAAUGAAUUUUCUGACUAUAUUCAAUUACAAUACAGGUAGUAAAUAAUUAGUAUUUAUUAGGUGACGAUAUUUUAAAUAAAAUUCGAAUUUGAUCGUCCGUAUGACGGAAAAUGAACCGUACUUAUUUUUAAAUAUAUUAUAAAAACAUUUCCCAUAUUACAAUACGACCAUUAUCAAAUAAUAAUAACAACCAACAUAAAAAAUAUUGUGAAAUGUGUAAACAAUGUAAUGCAUUUGCAAACGUUUGUGCGUUAUUAAUUAUUAUUACGCUGAUAAGACCGAUCCGCAGUCUAUUUAAAUUGUAAUAAUUUAUAAACGACCUUAGCUACUGAUGUGCAAGUAGGAUAGGUAUUAUACAGGUACACUUGUCCAAUAUACUGGUGUAAGUACGAAUAGUCGUGCGUAGAAUGCUAUUUAAAAUAAUCGCAAUAUUAUGUAUUCAAAAUUAUUACAAUCGUUUAGGAAAACGAUAUGUUUGCGGCGGUUUAAGAAGACGUCACAACGGUACUGAAUACAGACUUGAAUACUUAAUUAUGUAGGACCAAUAAAUUUCCUAGGAAUCGUUUUUAGCAAUAAAAAAAUAAUUUUGAUACGAGGUCUGCUUCGUACAUAUACGUCCCACGAUAGUGUCCCACGAAGAUUUUUUACCCAUUGUAAUAUCUUCGGAGAUAAUAAAGGUAAUCAAAUUCUGUUUUUAUUUUCAUAUUACUCACAGGGAUAAGGAUUUUAACAUUUUUAUUUUAAUUCAUUUUUUAUGCUUUUGUAAAAAAACUCCGUGAGAUAUCCAGUAUAGUGUAUAUGGGGGCCACCACACCAUCUAUUUCUGACAAGACCCGAGUCAAGUUAACCAAGCAUUUUCGCGCUACUACUGUUCAUAGAAAUUUUUUAAAAAAUGUCUAAAGUGUUGAUAAAAUAUAAUUGUAAAAAAAGUUGACUUUUAUUUCAAUUACAAAAUACUCUAUAAGUUUAAGUCCGGAUCUAGCUGUCCAACGAUCGCCAGCAACCACAGUUUCAGUGUAUCUAACCGGUAAAAGCAAAAUUACGUCACUUAAAAUAUACACAUAUAUUGUGGAAUUUAGGUUGAAAUUAGAAUUUGAACAUAAGCAAAUAAUAAUGUAAAGAGGAACAUAUUUUCGAGGGCUGUACGUUGCUUUUUUUAAAACAAAUUCCGUACAAAAAAGGUACAACUAUUUAAAGAAAACAAAACUAACGUAGUUGUAGGUUCUAGGCGUGAACAUUUUGUAGAAAAUAAUUAUUUACAGCUCUCAAAAAUAUUCUUCUCUAUACAUUUUGUUAUUUACUGUGUUUAAACAUAUGUAUUUUAACAUACAACCAUAAUUUAUAUGUUCUAAUAAGUAACGUAGUUUUAGUAUGUUGCCCGUUAUAGCUGGACUGAAACAGUAUGUGGAGUCCUUUAAAUAAUAUAUACCUACUGUUGCAUCGUGAAUAUUUCACGAAAUAUUUCAGCUGUGAGCUGGUUGAUGGACUAGGAUUAAAAUGGUUUUUUUUUUUCAGAAAGAUCGAAGUACCAAUAUUAAUUAAUAAUAAGUAAUAAUACAUAUUUUGCGCCUUUUUUCUGAAUGUAAACUUUUUUGCCUUAACCUCAGAUACGCGGAACAGUGAAUUCGACGAUUAUUUUUUACUAUCUUAAACUGAAAUGCACACACGUGAACCACACGGAGAUUAACAAUUUUAAAAUAGGCUCAUAUUAAAAAUGUUUAUUUUGGAGUUCCGAUAUUCAUAAAAAAAAAAAGAGAGAAACUAUUUCAGUUUAUUUCCACUCGGUUGAAGUGUUUAGUGUUACAAUUUGUGUAAAACACACUGCAAACUGCAUAUUAUGUAUCUAUUAUUGUUAUUGGAGUAUUUGUAGGAGUUUUAUGUUUUGAAAUUAGAUACUAAUAAUAUUUAUAAUUGAGAAAUCGUACUAACGUAAAUCGUAGAUUCCUAUUUUUUUUUUUUUUUUAUCAACUGUAAUUUACCAUUAUGUGAAAUCAAAUGAAAAAUCGGAGUUCAAUUCGGUUUGUUGGAUGUCGUUGAUUAUCAAUAAAAAAAUAAAAAACAAAACAAAAAAUAUGGUACGAAAAUAUUAUGUUGACAAUGUCAAAUUGAGUUAUCCUUAUUUCCGUGAAAUCAUUUUUGUCCGUUAAAACGGCUGUACUCCUUCCUCCUAAAUGACUGUUGGCAUUAGAUCAGCAGAGAAACCUUAUCUACAACGUGGCCAUUUAUUAUCGUUAAAAUAUUUAAAAUAAUUUCCAAAUUCUUCAAAAUUAUAGAAAAUUUGGAAACCCGGCACCGGGUCCCCUUAACUAUGCAGUAAUAAUAUUUUCAUACAUAACCCACAAUGUUAUAUUGCAAACGGUGAAUACCCUUGUUACACUUGUUUAUACAUAUAAACAAUGUAUAAUAGCAAUAAAAAAAAAAAAAAAAUUAAUACCUAACUAACUAUACCUAUAAAAACAAACUAUUUUAAUUCUGUCCGCACCUUAUGGAAAAAUUAAUUAUAUUUCAAAAUAAAUAUUUAAAUUACACGUGUCUAUAUAAUAUAAUAUAAUAUCAAUAUAAAGUCAAUAAGUCGUAAAUUGUAAUUUAGGAAUAUUAGUCAGUUUAUAUAUUGGGUAUUAUUUUUUAACUAAAUUUUUGAUAAUAUACUCGCCUCUUUUACUCUUUUGGCAGGUAAAAGCCAAUACAGAUCUAUACAAGUAUGCUUUGUAAUUUGUAUGUAUAUAUGUGUAUAAAAAAAAUAUUAAAUACCUCAUUGUGAUCCGUACCGAUAAUUAAAUUACGUAGCAAAAUACAUGGUUUAAUAAUAUUAUUGCACUUUAUCGUGUUUAUUACUAUUAUUUCAAUAGAAGUAUAACAUAAUAAUGACGUUUUCGUUUUUUGAAACACUUUAGCCUUGUCAUACCUUAACGGAAGAAAAAAAAAAAAAAUAACGAACAAACACGUCGAAUACUAAUACAACAAUUAUUAUUAUUAUUAUUAUAUUAUACCGAAUCGAUUGUUAUCCGCGAGUCUUCCGGAUUAUAAAUAGGUAGUUUAUCGUUUGGACGAUUAAUAUUUGACUCACAGACUCAAAAAUGUUAUGAUAUGGCGAAUAUUAUUAUGCGUGGUGUUGGUAUAAAAAUAUAUGUUUAGAAUAGACUGUCGCUGGGAAAUCAUAUAUUUUAAGAUGGCAAUAUCUGAACAUCGUUAUAAUAUAUGGAAGUCAGCCAUAAUGUUCACGGUAAAAAUGUCCGAAAAAAAAAUUACUGCAUCGAUAGUAAAACAAAUGUAUAAAUUUUAUGUACAAUAAUUACCUAUGCACUAUGUGAUAAUUUAUAUUAAAAAACCAUAAUAUUAUAUUAUAUUAUUACACCUAAAAGAUAUACUAUUGCAAUUCAAUUUUGAGCGAAGCGUUUUUUGUCCAGAUUCUGAGUGGAGCGAGAAAUGCAUUGAUUUUACAAUGAUGUUUAUUUUUUUUUUCUAUGAACAACUUAUUUACCAGAAAUUUUGUUCAGAUUUUCAAGUGUAGCACUUUUUUUGAAAGGAAAUUUUACUGAGGUGGUAAUAUAAGGACGUGAUUUUCUUAGUGGUUUUCAUAUUAAACGGGAAAAUUUACGAAAUGUAUAUUUUAAAAUCGUAAAUGUUACGUUACGGCCUUUUAAAACACGUUUAAUCGAAUUCCGUUUAGAAUUGUUUUUCGUAAGCAUUGAUUAAUGUUCGAAUAUAGAAAUACAUCAAAUUUUCACUUUAUCUUUUCAAUUUCUCACCUACAACUAAUCGUGCGAAGUAUGUCCGUUCUUUUUUUUUGGCCUCUGUGAGCAAUUCUUCUACCAGAAAUUUUUCUCCGUUCAUAAACUGACAAGAGACUUUUUGCUGAAUUUUUGAUCUAGUUGGCGCACUAAGGAGAUUAUUUUUUGAUUUUCCAAGUAAUUUUCAUAAAAAUUGGAAAAAACCCCAAAAAUGUUACUAGAAAAACAGAUAAAUGUUUGAAAAUGUUUUAAAAUAAUUGUAGAUCUAGUAUAAUGUUCAAAACAUUUUCAAUCGAUUUUUAGUUAUUUAUAUACAUUUAAAAUUUUGGCGUUUUUUUUUUUUAAAUUUCUAUUUGGUUUUAUGAAAAUAUAUUGCUUUGGCCUAGUUAAAAUGUUUUAAAAUUGUAUACGAGGUUCGUUGUAAGUUGUAUAUGAUGGUGAAAAACAAAGCCUACGUUACGUUUUUCGUAAUCAAUGUCUUAUCGUUACGUACGGAUAUAAAUUAAAUAACUCUUUAUAUUCUCCAUUUCAAUUUCCCUCUUACACCCCACCCAUCAACAAGAAUCAGCCUUUUUAAACAUUUUAUUAACGUAUUUACGAUUUUAUUUUUAAUUAACAUGUAUAAACACGUGAUGGAAUAAUAGACAAUUUAUUAUUACGAAAGCCAAAAUCUGUAAUAUAAAUACGGUUAUAUAGACGUAUUUAUAUAAUUUCGUCUGUUUUUUUUUUUUUAUGUUUAUAAUAUUCAAUUAUUUUUUUUUUAGGAAAUGGUCCGUUCGUCAAAGAAAUUACCGCCAAGUCUUUUGCGUAG
Messenger RNA from Cinara cedri, 15835 nucleotides. Lineage: Eukaryota; Metazoa; Arthropoda; Insecta; Hemiptera; Aphididae. The record is from the annotation of a GenBank genome assembly.